This is a messenger RNA of Urocitellus parryii (Arctic ground squirrel), 487 nucleotides long. NCBI's taxonomy places the organism in Eukaryota, Metazoa, Chordata, Mammalia, Rodentia, Sciuridae. The record is from RefSeq and is a predicted model, not a curated record.
AUUCUUGCCAGAGCUGAGAGCUAAAUUAUUACAAGAAGCAAAAGUCAAUUCAUUCAUAAAACCAAAAGAGCAUUCUAAAGAAAACGAACUUGUGAAAGAUGAAAGAAAAGCAAUUUAUAGCAAUACGUUCCUAAGUACUUCAGUUUUGGGAAAGGAAGUAGAAAAAGAGAAAAAGCCCAAGGAGAUCAAGGUCAGAGUUAUUAAAGUUAAAGGAGGAAAAGGAGAUAUUGCAGAACUGAAAAAGAUGGAGUAUGAAGGUGGACAUGGUCAACAGGAUGCAACUGAAAAUGCUCACACUGUGUGUCAAGAUACAAAACCUAUAAUCAAUGAGCCAUCAAACCCUGUCAAUCCCAGCACUAACUCCAGUGGUAUGAAAGAAGAUCCACAUGCUGGAGGGUGUAUGAUAAUGCCACCCAUCAAUCUAACUAGCACUAAUUUGAUGGCAGCAAGUCUCAAUUCAAAUAUCUCCCACCCCAAUCCAAGGUGA